Molecule: messenger RNA, 4106 nt
Organism: Cynocephalus volans (Philippine flying lemur)
Lineage: Eukaryota; Metazoa; Chordata; Mammalia; Dermoptera; Cynocephalidae
Gene: GRAMD4
Product: GRAM domain containing 4
Exons: 19
Coding region: 55-1875 (606 amino acids)
Biological process (GO): apoptotic process; negative regulation of toll-like receptor 9 signaling pathway
Cellular component (GO): mitochondrion
Source: RefSeq, a predicted model, not a curated record
GCAGGUGCAGCGCGGCCGGGCGGCUGGCGACGGGGGCACCGCGGCGGCGGGUGGAUGAGAGUUGGCCCCGAUCUCCGCGCAGGGGACCCCGAGCAUCAUGUUAAGGUGAAGCAGAGAAGCUCAGUGCUGAACAUGCUAAGGAGGCUGGACAAAAUCAGGUUCAGAGGUCACAAGAGAGAUGACUUCCUUGAUCUAGCAGAGUCUCCAAAUGCCUCGGAUACCGAAUGCGGAGACGAGAUACCCCUGAAGAUACCUCGGACCUCACCUCGGGACAUUGAGGAGCUGAGGGAUCCUGCUGGUCCAGGGACCCUCAUCAUGGCUGCAGGAGUCCAGGACUUUAACCGCACAGAGUCUGAUCGCCUGAAUGAGAUCAAAGGUCACCUGGAAAUCGCCUUAUUGGAAAAACACUUCUUACAGGAAGAGCUCCGGAAGCUGCGAGAAGAAACCAACUCGGAGAUGCUGCGGCAGGAGCUAGACCGGGAGCGGCAGCGGCGGAUCGAGCUGGAGCAGAAGGUGCAGGAGGUGCUGAAGGCCAGAACUGAGGAACAGACGGCUCAGCAGCCCCCAAAAGGGCAGCCCCAGAUCAACAAUGGAGCAGACCGACGGGGCCAGGGGCUGUCCUCCCGCGUCCAGAAGUGGUUCUAUGAGAAGUUUGGGGAGUACGUGGAGGACUUCCGGUUCCAGCCCGAGGAGAACACCGUGGAGGCCGAGGAGCCCCUCAGUGCCCGCAGGUUAACUGAGAACAUGAGACGGCUAAAGCGAGGUGCCAAGCCUGUCACCAACUUUGUGAAGAACCUCUCUGCCUUAUCCGACUGGUACUCCGUCUACACAUCUGCCAUCGCCUUCACCGUGUACAUGAACGCCGUGUGGCACGGCUGGGCUGUCCCCAUGUUCCUGUUUCUAGCAAUCUUGAGGCUGUCCCUCAAUUACCUCAUAGCCAGGGGCUGGAGGAUACAGUGGAGCAUUGUGCCCGAAGUGUCCGAAGCCGUGGAACCUCCAAAGGAAGAUCUGACUGUGUCUGAGAAGUUCCAGCUGGUGCUGGACGUCGCCCAGAAAGCCCAGAACCUCUUUGGCAAGAUGGCUGACAUCCUGGAGAAGAUCAAGAACCUGUUCAUGUGGGUGCAGCCCGAGAUCACGCAGAAGCUGUACGUGGCGCUGUGGGCUGCCUUCCUGGCCUCCUGCUUCUUCCCCUACCGCCUGGUGGGGCUCGCCGUGGGGCUCUACGCAGGCAUCAAGUUUUUCCUCAUCGACUUUAUCUUUAAACGCUGCCCACGACUGCGAGCCAAGUACGACACGCCCUACAUCAUCUGGAAGAGCCUCCCCACCGACCCCCAGCUCAAGGAGCGCUCCAGCAGUGCCGCCGCCGUGUCGCGCAGGCUGCAGACAGCCGCAUCGCGGAGCUACGUGUCCAGUGCGCCUGCCAGCCUGAGCAGAGAGGAUGACGCCGGCCGCUUCCACAGCACCAAGAAGGGCAACUUCCACGAAAUCUUCAACUUGACCGAAAAUGAGCGUCCCCUGGCGGCGUGUGAGAACGGCUGGCGCUGCUGCCUGAUCAACAGGGACCGGAAGAUGCCCACGGACUACAUCAGGAACGGGGUCCUGUACGUGACGGAGAAUUACUUGUGCUUCGAGAGCUCCAGGUCUGGGUCUUCGAAGAGGAAUAAAGUCAUCAGGCUGGUGGACAUCACAGACAUCCAGAAGUACAAGGUCCUGUCUGUCCUGCCAGGCUCAGGCAUGGGGAUUGCCGUAUCGACGCCAUCAACCCAGAAACCGCUCGUGUUCGGAGCCAUGGUGCACAGAGACGAGGCCUUCGAGACCAUUUUCAGCCAGUACACGAAAAUCACGUCCGCAGCAGCCUCCGGCGGUGACAGCUAGUACUGGCUUUCCUGGAACGCGGCUGGAAUUCUUUUCUGAACAACGUGGUGGUGGAGAAACAUUGAACAUCCCCAUGAUCUUUUGCAAUAAUUCCCUUUGGUCUCUAUUGUUUCGACCCCUGCAUUCUGCAGACCCCUUUGCGGGGGGUCUGGGGCUCACAGGGUACCAGGCUGCCACCUGCCCCAGUACCUCAGACACCUCUGUUGGACACCUGUGGACACAGCAGGGCAGAGGACCCACGAGGGACACGCCGCCCAGCUCCCUUGUCUCCACCCAACCUGGGUAGAGAAAUCCGGCACCGGCCACCCAGGAGGCUCUCAUGACCCCGUGUCCCCAGCUCUCUGGAGGACAGAUUUUCCACCACCAAAGCCAUAGCCGAGGAGCAUUUGUGGCUCUUCCUCCUGGGUCAGUGAGACGUCAGUGAGGAGAGAGUGACAUGGAGGUCCCUUCAGCAGCCACCGCAAGCUGGGCGCCGUGGUCUUCCUCCUGCCUUCAGAGGGACCCUUGGGGCAGGGGUGUGACAUCCUUGGUUCGUGCUCUGUCCGUGCUCCAAACGUGGGAGCAGUGGGGGCUGGCGGGGGCCCUCGGGGCUGGCGUGUCUGGUGCCCUCUCCCUCUCACCAGUUGGUGACCAGUGGGCACAGAAGGGCGUGUAGGUAAAAGCACAUCUUUUUCACACUUGGCUCUUUGGAAAGGCCUAGGAGAACACCUGCGAAGGCUUUUGGGGUGCUCUGCGCUCUGGUUGCUCACAGAUGGAAAUCAGCCAUAGCCUGGCCGGCAGCCGGCCUCCGGGCUGCAGCCACCUGGGGUGCUGGGGCAGGGGUGGCCCAGGCUCUGGAGUUCCUGUCCAUGUGGGCUGCCAGGGGACUUGGGAGGUCCCUCUGUUUCGGGAAGUGGCUGAGAGCAGAGCCCAGAGGCUUGGGGCUGGGGCCGGCUGCACCCUGGCCCCUGACAACAUUCCCUCUUUCCACGCUUGAGAAAACGUGCUCCCUGGGAAAAAGGUGGCUCCCGUGGGAGCGUCUUGCAGGCCCAGCUUAUUCUGGGGUGUCUGCGUUUGGUUUUGACAUGAGAGGGAGGCCAGCACAGGCCCGCGGCCUCUUUGGAGGCCGUGACAAGCUCCCGGGCUGCACAUCUUCCAGGGCGCAUUACUCUAGUUCCUUCAGCUUGUCCUAAGUCCCUUGGGUGUCAUUGAGAUUGUUGUUUUUUGAAGAAACAGAAGAUUAUAUUUUUUACAGAGAGCAAGCUGUUUUUCUUAUUUUUGUAUCAUUUUUCAGGUGUAAUUUUUACCUUUGCUCUGAUCCUCAUUUGCUGGUUUGGGUGAGAGACCCAGUGGCCUGGGUUUGUGUCACCCUCUCCAUGGGGGCCGUAGGGUCACACGCUGGUGCUGGGAGCUGCUUCCGGGGAGAGCCACGCCGACCAGCCGGAUUAAGCACACAUCCCACCCUAGAUGGCAAAGCUCCCAGGCCUCCCCCCGGCUGCCGGACUGUGGCAUCUGGUGACCACACGCCAGCCUUUUCUAAAUGAAGGCGGAACCCCGCUGAAACCAUGGCUUGGCCCCUACGGUUGACCGACACACCCCAAUGGGACAUCCCCCUCAUUGCCUGAGGUGAGGCAGGCUAGGCCCAGACCUGUCCGCCGGGGUUGAUGCCCACGGGUGACGGUCAAACUCCUCUCCUGGGGCGCUGGCAGUGCCAAAGGGUGGGUUCUGGGGGCCUCGGGGUCAGUGAGCACCUUUCUAGGUAGUCUGGGAUUCUGUCCCCAAGCACAGUAGGUAGGGGCCCUGCAGGAGAAUGGGGCUUCUUUAAAGAGUGGGGCGGUUUAGUUUGAGUCCCUUUUGAAGAGAAAGGGAGAUGAAAACUGACCACGUUCUGGGGUGUGGCUCGGGACUCCUGCCCAGGGUGGCCCAGGGUGCACAGGAGAUGAGGACCCGGCUGGGGGUGCCGCUGGCCCGUAGCAGGUCCUUCGUAGGAACCCCAGCAGCAGAGGCCUCUGCCAGGUGCGGGGCGCAGACCUGUGCAGGCUCUGGGCUCCCUGUCAGAGAGAAGCUGUAGUUUUUACUGAAUUGUGUAAAUCUGGGCAGAUAUUUAAUUUCUACAACUAAUCGCUGAACUAGAAUGAAUGUUACUUUUUUUAUGUCUGAAGGCUGAGUCUAUUUUGGAUCUGUAAAUAAUCGUUACCAGUGUAACUUUUGUUCCACAAAAAGAUUGUACUGUAUGAAGAACUGAUCAAAAA